This is a messenger RNA of Suhomyces tanzawaensis NRRL Y-17324, 2739 nucleotides long. RefSeq names its product mannose-ethanolamine phosphotransferase (gene GPI7). The transcript has a single exon. The record is from RefSeq and is a predicted model, not a curated record. Gene Ontology annotation, cellular component: endoplasmic reticulum membrane. Bases 1 to 2739 code for a protein of 912 amino acids. Gene Ontology annotation, biological process: GPI anchor biosynthetic process. Lineage: Eukaryota; Fungi; Ascomycota; Pichiomycetes; Serinales; Debaryomycetaceae.
AUGUUCACCUCCAUCAGAGCACGAUGGACACUACAAACGGUCUUGCUAGCCACCCAUGUGGUGGGACUUUUGCUCUUUUUGAAGGGAUUCUUCCCGUCCAAAGUGGUCCUCCCCGGCUUCAGCACCUUUGAAGGCGAAUCCCCCUUCGCCAUCACCACCCACAGCAAGCUAGGAUGGAAGUCCGAGCACAACAAGCCCCAGUUUGACCGCUUUAUCCUUAUGGUGGUCGACGCCAUGAGAUCGGACUUCUUCUAUUCACUGCACAACUCGGAAAUGAACUUCUUGCAUCAAUUGAUCAACGAUGGAAACGCGGUUCCGUUCACGGCAUUCUCCAAUCCUCCCACCGUCACGUUGCCCCGUUUGAAGGGUAUCACAACUGGAGGCACUCCCAGCUUCUUGGACGCGAUUUUGAACGUUGCUGACGAUAAAGAUCAAUCCCAAGGUUUGGGUACUCAAGACUCGUGGGUACACCAGUUUGUGAACCAGAAAGAUGAAAAGAAAAGGGUCAAUUUCUUCGGCGAUGAUACCUGGUUGAAGUUAUACCCUGAUAUGUUCCAGGAAACAGAAGGCACGAACUCGUUUUUCGUGAGCGAUUUCACCGAAGUCGACAACAACGUAACCAGACAUUUGGAUGAUCAAUUGACUGACUCGAAAUGGGAGGGUCUCAUCCUUCAUUAUCUUGGAUUGGAUCAUAUUGGACAUAAGGGAGGACCCAACUCAAUCUUUAUGAAACCUAAGCAAAGAGAAAUGGAUUCGAUAUUAAAGAGGUUGUACGAUUAUACCAAGGCAGCAGACGAUAAUGUUUUGAUAGUUUUAAUGGGGGAUCAUGGAAUGAAUGAAGUUGGUAAUCACGGGGGAUCUUCUGCCGGCGAGACCAGCGCUGGUCUCACGUUCAUCUCACCAAAAUUGCAAGGGGUUUCGCCAUCUGAAGUGAACGCACCUUUGUCCAAAGAUGACCAAUUUAACUAUUUCUCAAGAAUAAAUCAAAUUGAUAUGGUUCCAACGUUGGCUGCAUUGUUAAAUUUCCCAAUCCCCAAGAACAAUCUUGGAAUUGUGAUCCGGGAACUCCUUAGCCUCUGGACAAAUCAAUCACAACAGCGGUCAAUUUUAUGGGAAAAUUGCAAGCAAUUUAUGGAUUUGUUUACCGCUAAGUAUGGUCAAUCUGACGCCAGCUACCAAGAUAUUUACAAGACGUGGAAUAUUUUGCAAAAUGAUACAUCCUUAUCAUUGGAUUUAGAUUUGUAUUAUACAUUUUUAAGUCUGGUUCAAGGUAUCUUAGCUUCAUCUGCUACAAAUUAUAACUAUACCGAUAUAUAUCAGGGAUAUUUCUUAACUAUCUUAUCCGCUGUUAUUUUGAUAUUUUCGUUAAACCAUUAUUUCUUGAAGAGUUCUUCGAUACCAAAAAGCUUGGUUUUCUUUUAUCAAGCAUUGGCAUUCAUUUAUGCCAUUCAUUUUCAUGGAUCAUCUUUGAUUGAGGAGGAAUACCAAAUUUGGUGGUUUCUCGCGGUCACCUCCUGGGCAUUAUUGUUGUGUUUCAAUGCAAAAUCGUUAGAAAAGCAUGAUUACCUCUAUUAUAUUGCUUUGAUUGUGGGUGUGAGAUUUAUCAGAGCUUGGAAUAAUAGUGGACAAAAGUUUGUGGCAGACCUUACAAUUGGUUCAUACUUGUUGAAUAUCAACACCUCAUUAUUAUGGGCAUUGAUCAUGAUUACUUAUUUAUUGAUUUCUUCCUGUCUCUACAUGCAAGGAGGUUUUACUACGUGCUUUAACUUCUUGAAUAACGAUUACGGAAGACCAGAAACUCAAGUUGGCAACUUAGUAUCAUUUAUGUUGAUUUUUAUUACGAGUUCGGUUUCUUUUCUGUUCAAGUUGUGUCAAUUCUUUAAUGAUGGUCACCAUUUACCGGUGUGGAUUCAAUGGAUAUUCUCCUGGAUCCUCGAAAACUACGAUAUUCUUGUUACACCUGAUUCGAUAACAAAUACCGAUCACAAAUUCAAGUUGCAAGCUAUCAAUAUUCAAUUGGCUCAAGUCUCUGCAUAUUGCAUAUCUGGCUUAUUGGUAGCAAGAUUAAUAUUAGGGAAAGUACGCAAUACUAAUGAGGGGCUCGUCACAGACAUUCAAAACCUCGGAACCUUAUUCUUUCUUCAACAAACUAGAUUCGAGAAUAUUCCAAUAUUCAUUGCAUUCUUUAUUGUCAAAUUUGCAUUCACAAAAGUGCUAAUCCAACCUGGAAAUUUAAACAUCGAUCAAAUGAUUGUUGUGGUAUCCACUUUUAUCAUUUGUCUUCAAAACUUAUCCUUCUUCCUGAUGGGAAAUACAAACCUGUUGGCCACUGUUGACUUAUCUAAUGCAUACAAUGGAGUUAAGUCUUAUGAUGUUUUCUUGGUUGGGGUUAUGACGUUUGUUUCGAACUUUGCUGCACCUAUCUAUUGGUCUCUCUCCUCAAUUCAAAUUUUAUUUGAACCAUACGAGAUUCUUUUCAGUAAAAAGCAGGAAUCCAAAAAUCUAAUCAGAUUCAGUUUUCUCAAGAAAUCCAUACUUUUGGUAAAGUCAAAGGUCAUGUUGUUGUUUUAUGCUAUUGCGGUAGUUAGCUUGAUCGGUUCUUGUAUCAACUUGAGAUUCCACCUUUUUAUUUGGACAGUUUUCUCGCCUAAACUACUUUACUUUGCAAGCUGGUCUUUAUUGAUUAACUUUUUGGUGGACUUUUUAAUACUGAUUUUGGUUGUUUAUGUCGCAGACUAG